GAGGUCGCGCGCGCGCCGGCGCACGUAAUUACGCACCUUCCCCUCCUCCUCCCCCACCCUCCGGGCCUACGUAUGCCUUCGCACACCCUCCUGCGCUCCUCCCUCGCGCCCCUCCGCCGCCAGGUCGGCUCAGCGCGCCGUCAUACCUCGUCCAUUAACACCCUCCUCCAGGCGUUCAAGGAUCCGUCAUCGCCCUUCCACAUUCGCCCGGGCGAGACGGGUCCCGCCUCGCCCGAUGAAGAGCCAGCUGACGCGCCACACGACUCCCGAGCGACCGUGGAUAAAGGCACGGACAGCCCGCCCUCGCAUUCAGUGCGGCGGACCUCUCCCCGGGACGCGUCGCCAGCCUCUCUGGCCGAGGCUCGUGCGGCGCUCGUCGACCGCGGGUUUGACCCUGACGUCCUUUGGACGCAGAAGAUCGUCUGGGGCGACCUCGAUAGCUUUCAGCACGUCAACAAUGUCCGUUACGGUACGUCUCUCCUCGUGUAUGGCACGGCCCUGGGGAUUGUACGGUCUGCUUAUUCCACG
Schizophyllum commune H4-8 is the source of this 528-nucleotide messenger RNA. RefSeq lists its product as uncharacterized. The record is from RefSeq and is a predicted model, not a curated record. The transcript is spliced from 3 exons. The annotation marks the transcript as partial. NCBI's taxonomy places the organism in Eukaryota, Fungi, Basidiomycota, Agaricomycetes, Agaricales, Schizophyllaceae.